Leptopilina boulardi is the source of this 2503-nucleotide messenger RNA. RefSeq names its product major facilitator superfamily domain-containing protein 8 (gene Cln7). Lineage: Eukaryota; Metazoa; Arthropoda; Insecta; Hymenoptera; Figitidae. The coding region runs from base 660 to 2279 and encodes 539 amino acids. Gene Ontology annotation, molecular function: transmembrane transporter activity. Gene Ontology annotation, cellular component: lysosomal membrane. The record is from RefSeq and is a predicted model, not a curated record. The transcript is spliced from 11 exons. Gene Ontology annotation, biological process: transmembrane transport.
CUUUAUCCGCGUAUAUUUGAACCGUCUCUGGCAGUUUGUCGACUCGACACGAGUUUAUACAACUUGUAACAGUUAACAAACUCGAUGCCAUUUGUAUAUUUCUCAUUUUUAUGAAAACAAAUACAAAACAAAAAAAAAAAAAUAAAUAAUUUCCACGCGUUAAUCAAGUUUUGUGACAAUAAUAAAAAAAAAAAAAGAAAUAAAUGCUUUCCAAAGAUUAUAGUGUUAAAAGUACAAUAUAUUGCAAAAUAUUAGAAUAAAUAUCUAAUCUGUGAUUUAUCUCGAAUGUAUAGUUAUAAUAGUUCAGAUUCAACAAUUACGUUCAUAUGAAACAGAAGAUACAUUUAUUAUUGUGAAAUAAAUGAUGAGAAUAUAUUUUUUAUUUCACUUUUAUAAAAACUUAUCUUAAAUAUUAUUUUAGUUCAUUUCUUACGGAGCCGAUGAAAAACAAAGUUUUAAAAAAAUGCAUGAAACGUUAUCAAAAUGAUUAUUAUCUUCAUUUAAUGCACUCAGUAUUAUCGAAAUAAAAAUAUAACUCAAAGUUUCAAUUAUAAGAAAAAUGAUUAAUUAGUGCAUUUUGGACCGCUAAUUAAAUUGUCCAAAAGGAAGGGCAAAAUUUUUAUCUCAAAAUUCUAAAUGAAUAUUAAUAAACAAUAAUAAUGGAUUGGUAUAAAAAGUUCUAUAGUAAAAAAGCUCAUUCAUUUCGUGGUGACAACCUUGAAAAUUUUGACCAAAGAAGAGCACGAUGGAGAAGCAUUUACGUCAUUUAUUUCACAAUGUUUUUAAUGUCCUUAGGAUUCAGUAUAGUUCUUACUGGGAUAUAUGAUUAUUUACAAAAGAAGUUAGAUUCGACAGGAGUGGAGUUUAUGGCAUUUGCUGUGGCUGCAAAUCCCUUAGGACAAAUGAUAUUCUCACCAUUAGUUGGCUGGUGGAGUAAUAAAUUAGGAUCAUCAAGAUUACCAAUGCUAAUAACAUUAGCUAUUUUUACAUUUGCUUCGGGACUUUAUAGUAUCCUGGAAAUUCUUCCACUCGAAGGAAGAAAAAGUGCCAUGCUCGUUGCACGUUUUUUGGUUGGCGUAAGUUCUGCAAACAUUGCGGUAGCGAGAUCUUAUCUAUCAGCUGCCACAAGAUUUUCAGAAAGGACACAAGCAGUAUCGAUGGUGUCCCUAGCGCAGGUUUUGGGAUUUGUGGUUGGACCAGCUUUACAAUCAGCAAUGACAUUUUUGGGACCUCAAGGAUUCUAUUUGUUCAGUUUGCCCAUUAAUAUGUACACAUCAGUUGGUUGGAUCAAUGUACUAUUGGGAAUUCUAAACUUUAUUCUUUUUCUUCCUGGAAAUUUUACUGAACAUAAAAUUGCAGCUCGCGAAGCUUUAAAGGAGCAAAACGAUUCUGAAAUUGCAGAGGAAUCAUCAUGGAAAUCGAGAAAAAUUGAUUAUCUCGCCUCUUGGACAUUAAUAUGUGCAUUUUUGGUUUUAGUCUUCAAUUUUGUUCUCAUUGAAACUCUAGGUAGUUCUUUGACAAUGAAUCAAUUUGCAUGGUCAGGUAAGGAAGCCAUGUACUAUGUGGGUAUUAUGAUGAGCGUAGGAGCUUUAAUUGCCUGCGGAGUAUUUGCAAUGAUUGGGCCAAUUUGCAAAAGAUUCGCUGAAAGAAAAGUAAUGAUGUGGGGUGGUUUCUUCUGCAUGUUUGUUGGAAGAUUAUUUAUGAUUCCAUGGGGACCAGAUCCACCACCAAUUGCUGAGUUUGGUCCAUUUGGAAAUGAAACGACCUACAUUAAUGGUACAGAAAAAGUUGGCUGUCCAAGUAUUCAAGAAUGGUGUCGUUACACGCCCCAAAUGACAAUUACACAAUUUUUGAUUGGUUAUACAUUUACAACAAUUGGAUAUCCAUUGGGUGUGACAUUGACGCAAACAAUUUUUAGUAAAAUUUUAGGUCCCCGACCGCAAGGUGUUUGGAUGGGGCUUAUGACAGGUGCGGGUUGUGUCUCAAGAAUUUUGGGACCAGUUUGUGUUGGUGUUAUCUAUAAUCGUUAUGGGACAUAUCAUACAUUUGGUGUCACUGGAAUGACACUUGUUUUGUGUAUGAUUUGGUUACAAAUUGUUGAUAAGAGACUUAUUCCAUUAGAGGAAUUAGAAAAAGUCACCGCAGACGAUGCAACACAACAAGAGAGAAGAAUUAUUGAGGUGCCAUUGAAAAGAAUGGAAAAUCAAAAUCAUCAUACAACAGACUCGACACGAGUUCCUUUAAAUCAAGAUAAUGAUGAAAAAAAUAUAGAGGAUUGAAUUUUUUUUUUUUUUUUUUUUUUUAUCUAUAAGAGACUUUGAACAACUACAAUUUCUAUUUUUUUAUUAUAGUAAUAUUUAAAUCACUUAAAUAAAAAAGUAUUAAAUUUAUUAAUUAUUCUAUAAUUGAUAUUAAAUUAAUUUUUCGAUUUUUUUACUCAUCGAAAUUCUAAAUUGAAAAUUUUUGUGAUUAAAAAUAAAUGAGAUUUUUUUUUUAGGAAUAA